GCCCCAGAUGAGAACUACCUUUUAUUUAUUUCAAUAAAAUAUAUCUAGAACAAUAUCAAAAUUGUUAAUUCAUUCCCAUAAACAAUUUUUACCCUUGACACAAAAUUUAUUCAAUUACAUUUUAUACACAUUAAUAUAUAUGACUCAUGAAUAUAAUAUGAAGUCCUUAAAGGGGAAAUUCGUAAAAAUUACGUUUUUAGGGCAAAUUUAUUUAUUUCAAUUGCUAAAAUAUAUUACUGAACUUAACUUAAUGAAACAUAAUCUAUGGAUCUUAUGUAUAAAAUAGCAAACAAGUAAAAAAUAUUUACAUGUUAAGGUCCGCAGGUUAACCUAAAUAUCUGUAUUAAUUACGGCAAUAGAUUUACAGUCAAACAUUUCUAUAACGCUUACUAUUGGGAGUGUCAAUGUGUGGUAUUCAAAUCACUUUGCAUGGUGGUCCAUCCGUCCGUCAGUUAGUCAGUCAGUCCGUCCGUUUGCACUUUCUCAUUAUCGUAUCUCCUCAUAAACUACUCGGAUAUUUUGACCAAAUUUUGUUUCUAAUAUAAUUUUAUAUCCGGUGGCCAUAAGGGUCAUAAAGUAUGCGGACACUAAGGAGAUAAUUAUUCAAGUUGUUCAUUAUUUUUCUAUUACACCUUAGCAGUGUAUCUACUACCCUAGCACAUUGAUGAUUAAUUUGUUUAGUACUUAAAUUUCUGGGUUUUAUUAUAAGUUAUAAUAUAAGUAAUUAUAUGUGCAUUGUUUGUAUCAUAAUAAGGAAAAAUAAUAAUUGCAUAUAACUCAUUAAUGGUGACAUCUGUAUUGUUUAGGAUAAGGGUUUCAUUAUUAGUUAUAAUUAUUACUUUCAGGUUUUUGAGCUAGUCUUGAAAUUUCGAACAUUCUAGAAUGACGGGUGGGCAGUUGUGGGCGCCAAGAUCACUGUUGUCUUUAGAAGUGGUAUUUAUUCACAGUACUUGUGUAAAUGUUGAGUUCUGCCCAACCCGGGGCUAGAGGGCGUGGACGGUUUCAUGCAUUUCCACUUCCGUCCAUGAACAGGCUCAAUCAAACCGAGCCUGCAACAUUUUCGUUUUUGUCGUGUUGAGCGACCUGUGAAGUUUCCAUUUUUCUCUAUUUUACUCUUGCAUAAAUAUAGUCUAUUUUGGGGGACUCAGCCAUUAAUGUUAUUUAAAAGCUUCCCAUUUACAGGUUUUUUUUCUCUCCUUUAAAUCUAGAGCUUGGGACUCUCGAGGACGACCGUACUUGUCCGAGUACAAGUUUAUGUUUGUUUAUAUCAAUUGCUAAUUUUACAACUCAGUGUAUUAUUUCAUCUCCAUUUGAUUUUGAUUGAGUGUUUUUUAAAUGAUGAAACAUUUCCUCUUGAAACAUUUAAUUCUAUUUACACCGCUAUCAUAAUAGUAAUCAUGAGCAUACAGCGUCUAGUCCAUUAUCAGUUUUUGAUUACUCAUAAUAUUAUAUAGUUUGUUUUACUGUAAUCCUGUUUCAUAAUAUUCGCUUUCCUUGUUGUAUUUACUGAGCCAAAACCUCUGAUUUUUUGCUUGGUUCAGUGGAAGCCAGAGGGGUCAAAGAGGACUGACUCUAGAAGUCAGAAAAUGCUGGAAGCGCGAUAAUUUAAACUACUGUUAUUGCUUUAUCUUUAUUAUAUUGCAAACAAAUUUAAUAAUGAAUAUUCUUUGAUGGUAUGAUACUAGUAAAUUUUGAUAUCUUUUUAAGGCUUUCUUAGUGGUCAUUCCGACUACUACACGCAUGUGACAGGAAACUACAAAGACAAGCUGAUGAUCGGAUACGACCUUAUGGAAAAUGACCGACCAGCAAACAUAUCGAAAUACAAUGGUACCUACUCAACACAUUUAUUUGGCUCAAAAGUGACAGAUAUCAUCCAUGGACAUGAUCUUGAAAAGCCGAUGUUCAUCUACAUAUCAUUCCAAGCGGUCCAUGCUCCUUUGCAAGUUCCAGAAAAAUACGUAAAACAGUACAGUCAUAUAAAGGACACAAACAGGAGGCAUUAUGCAGGAAUGGUGUCAUGUAUGGAUGAGUCCAUCGGUGAAAUAGUGGAUAUUAUGAAGGAUCGUGGAUUGUGGGACAACACAUUGCUUAUCUUUACAACAGACAAUGGUGGAAACCCAAACGUUGGAGGAAGUAACAUGCCGCUUAAAGGAACAAAAAGUACAUUAUGGGAAGGUGGGAUACGUGCUGUUGGAUUUGUUCACAGCUCACUCAUAGGCAACAAAAGGAAUGGCUAUAUUUCAAAUGAGCUCAUGCAUGUUACUGACUGGUUUCCUACGCUCCUCAGUCUGGCUGGUGGUGAUUUGAAAGACAUAAAACAGUUAGACGGAUACGACCAAUGGAAAACCAUCAAGUAUGGUAUUCGAAGUCCACGACAGGAAAUACUUCAUAACAUUGAUCCGUUGUAUAAUAAUACAUUUCACACAAGAAGAUUCUCUUUAAGGAUAGGGGCAUGGAAAAUUAUAAUUGGACAACAAGACACCAGAAGUGUUUGUCAGAGUCCACGAAAGAAGCUGUCUAGUGAUCUCCAAAACGUCUGUCUGUUCAAUAUAGAGAGCGAUCCAUUUGAACAAAUCGAUUUGUUUGAGCAUUUCCCUGAAAUAGUACAACAUAUGCUUCGAAGGCUUGAGGAUUAUGAGAGAGGUUCAGUGUCAUAUCUACUUCCUGGAGUUGAUUUGCGGGCAGACCCUCAACAUCAUGAUGGAUUUUGGCAACCAUGGCAAUAGAGUGAAACGAUUCCGAUCCCAUCCAGUACAUCAGUGAUAAAACAGAAUAGUCGAAAUCUUGCUCAAAUACUCGUUUACGGAUUUCUUGGAUUUAAGCUUUUGAUAUACAAUUUUGAUAUUCUUUUCUUAAGUUUUAACAAUUGUGAAACAAUAUAUAAUUUCAUAAAAGGAUGGCAAUCGCAGAAAAGCAUCAAAAUGAAAUUAAUACUUUUUCAUUUAAGUUAUAUAUAUAUAUAUAUAUAUAUAUAUAUAUAUAUAUUCUAAUGUCACUAUUUAAUUGUUUGAAUCUUUGAAAAAGAUGUUGACUGAAAUCCAUUUAAACAAUAAUAAUAAUUUAAUCACAUGUUUUAUGGUGCUUUACGUAAUGAUGAAAAAAGAUUCGUAGAUGCUUGUCAUCUAAUAAGCUUUAUUCAAAUUAAUGCUAAUUCAUCUGUUGAAGUUUUAUAGCUAAAUAAAUAGUAUUUUUAUUAAAAAUAUUUAUUUUGCAAAUCAAGCUUGGUGUGUAUCCAAGGUUGCCAAUCGAAGUUUGGUAUUUGAAUGCACUUGGCAUUUUCCAUGCUAGUAAUCAUUAGCGUGUGACCACUGGUCAUUCGCUAGACGGCACAUGUACAACCAACACAAAAUGUAAUGGUUCAAAAUAUAUUUGUCAACAUCGUAAUUUUGCAAGUAUAAUGUUCAGCUGGGUAUUGCAUUUGUAUAAAAUGCUUUCAAUUAUCGGGAAUCUGGAUACUGGAGGCGGAAACCAGGAUUUCAAAGGUAAUUUCAACCUCGUAAAUAUUGUUUGUUCGUAUUCGUAAAAUCACAAUUGAGGUUAUGAAAAUGGCAUUGCACUAAGAAUUAGCAUCGUUAAGAUUAUCGAAGUUAUAUGAAACAUACAUCUGAUAUAAGAGUUAAGCUUGACUGUUCGGUAAACUUUAGAAAUUGACGAUGAACGUAACUAAAAUAAUGUUUCGUAUUUUUCACGGGACUUAUUUUCUCAGUGGUCGUAAUCAAAUUUAUUUAUCCCCCCACCAAAGGUGAAGGGGAUAUUAGAAAUGCUAUCCGUCCGUGCGUCCGUGCGUCCGCAACGAUCUUUGUCCGGACCAUAACUCCAAAAGUACUUGAGGGAUUUUCUUCAAACUUCAUACACUGAUAGAACACAUUGGGAGGAAGUGCAGUGUGCAAGAACAAUAACUCUACCUUGCCUAUUUUUUGAGUUAUUCCCCUUUAUCUUAUUUCCUUAAAAAAAUUUGUCCGGAGCAUAACUCCAAAAGUACUGGAGGGAUUUUCUUCAAACUUCAUACACUGAUAGAACACAUUGGGAGGAAGUGCAGUGUGCAAGAAAAAUAACUCUACCUUGCCUAUUUUUUGAGUUAUUCCCCUUUAUCAUAUUUUCUUAAAACAUUUUGUCCGGAGCAUAACCCCAAAAGUACUGGAGGGAUUUUCUUCAAACUUCAUACACUGAUAGAACACAUUGGGAGGAAGUGCAGUGUGCAAGAAAAAUAACUCUACCUUGCCUAUUUUUUGAGUUAUUCCCCUUUAUCAUAUUUUCUUAAAAAAAUUUGUCCGGAGCAUAUCUUCUUCAUGCAUGGAGGGAUUUUGAUAUAUCUUGGCACAAAUGUUUACCACCACGAGGCGGAGUGUCAUACGCAAGAACCAGGUCCCUAGGUCUAAGGUCAAGGUCACACUUAGAGGUCAAAGGAUACAAGAAUGAAAACCUUGUCCGGAGCAUUUCUUCUUCAUGCAUUGAGGGAUUUUGAUAUAACUUGGCACAAAUGUUCACCACCACGAGACGCAGUGUCAUGCGCAAGAUCCAGGUCACUAGGUCUAAGGUCAAGGUCACACUUAGAGGCCAAAGGUCAGAUACAAGAAUGACUUUGUCCGAAGCAUUUCUUCUUCAUGCAUAGAGGGAUUUUGAUGUAACUUGGCACAAUUAUACACCAUCAUGAGACGAAGUGUCACGCGCAGUUCCCUUCUUUAGAAUUACUUCCCUUUGUUGUUACUUUAAAUAGCUUUUAUUGUAACUUUUUCAUUACUAGUCGUAGGGAAAAAUCGAGACCACUUUUCUGUUGUACAACAAACAUGCUAAAUCCAAUUUUGAGGUGUAUUUUGACCAGUCUCUUCCUGAUAAAGAUUUUUGUGUGGACUUGCAAUUUUCUUUUUUUUUUUUUAAGAUUAACUUCCCUUAGUUGUUACUAUAAAUAACUUAUAUUGUAACAUUUGUAUAAUUGACCCUAGGGAAAAAACAAGACCACUUUUCUGUGGUACAGCAUAGAUGUUACUCUCCAGUUUUAGGUGUAUUUUAUUAGUUUUAUUAUAUAUAAGGUAUCUCUGCCUAGUAAGGAGUUUUUUUUGUGGACUUUAAAAAACAAAAGACUUAAAUGAUUACUAAACAACCACAAAAUUAACAUUCCAUUUGCAAAUACAGCUGCUAGAGUAAAGAAAUUUGCUUUGACGGGCAUAUAUUGUGACAUUCUGGCACUCUUGUUCCCUGUUAGCUUUCCAUUCCUUCUUUUUACAGUAGCCAUAUAGAAAAACAUCAUAGCUAUACUCUUCAUGAAAAUUAAUAAAAUUUAGCAGUAAACCACCUCACUACUGACUUAUUCUUUCUUCCACAUCUUAAAACCCCUGAUGCGGACCACAUCCUUCAAUUAUGAUAUGCCCGGUGGGGGGAUUAGCCAUGUCUGACAUGGCUCUUGUUACAUUGGUGACUCACGUCAUUCAGUAGAACCAUUCUAUAUACAACAAUUUAAACAAAAUAUAUACUGUUAAAUGUAAAUGUUCGUGCCCGAGAAAAUGUGCUAAGUUGUCGUUCGAGUCGAGUUGUCCGAAUAUGUCUGUCCGAAAGGUAGCUAGUCAGAUAAACAAGCAGAGUCUCAUUGGUAAAUUCCUGUUGGAAAAAAUGUAGAUUAUUGUUCUUAGGUGGGGUGGGAUAAUAAUGGGUUAUAUCAUUAGAUAAGUAUGUUAGGUGCAAUUAUCUAUCUUAAGUAUAUCUUGUAUCGAUUAAAAGUUAUUUUUGCUCAACAAUUGUUGUUGUUUAUAUUACAGUAACCACAGGAGAGAUAACUCGCACACGCUUGUUACCAGCUUAAACAGUUGAACAUGAUUUAAUACACUAACAUAACAGUGUAAUUGCCAGGG
Mercenaria mercenaria is the source of this 5846-nucleotide messenger RNA. Its product is annotated as arylsulfatase J-like. The transcript is spliced from 7 exons. The record is from RefSeq and is a predicted model, not a curated record. The coding region runs from base 1770 to 2726 and encodes 318 amino acids. NCBI's taxonomy places the organism in Eukaryota, Metazoa, Mollusca, Bivalvia, Venerida, Veneridae.